Zea mays is the source of this 780-nucleotide messenger RNA. RefSeq names its product fiber protein Fb34. The record is from RefSeq and is marked validated. NCBI's taxonomy places the organism in Eukaryota, Viridiplantae, Streptophyta, Magnoliopsida, Poales, Poaceae.
GACAAGAGCAAAUCGAAGGGCUAACGACUGAGCGAGUGCCACUAUCCCUUUGCUUGCCCUGGAGAGGAGAGGGUGCGCUAUGGGCGAUACAGGGAGCAGCUCCAUUCUGGUGCACAUUCUGGUGGUCGCCCUAUGCCUGACCGCCUUUGGCUUCGCCGUCGCCGCCGAGCGCCGCCGCAGCACGGGUUCAAUAGUCACAGACAGCUCCAAUGCCACAUUUUGUGUUUAUGACUCCGAUAUUGCUACUGGCUACGGUGUUGGUGCUUUCCUGUUUCUUCUCUCAGGCCACUCACUGCUCAUGGGUGUUACAAGAUGCAUGUGCUUCGGUGCACCACUUGCACCAGGUGGAAGCAGAGCAUGGUCCAUCAUAUACUUCGCAUCGUCAUGGAUCACAUUUGCAGUUGCUGAGGCCUGCCUAAUUGCCGGAGCAACAAAGAACGCAUACCACACCAAGUAUAGGGAUAUGGUAUAUGCUGGUAACUGGACCUGCCAAACUCUGCGCAAAGGAGUGUUUAUUGCCGGAGCAGUCUUCGUGGUGUUCACCAUGAUUUUGGACGUCUACUUCUACAUGUACUAUUCUAAGGCCACUAGCCAAGCUACAAAAAGGAUCAGUAAGACAACUCCCAGCGUUGGCAUGACUGGCUAUGCGUGAGCCACCUAAUGAAAGUCCCGGUCUGAUUAGAAAAAUAACUAUUUCUUUUUUUUGUGUCGUUUUUGUACCACUGCAACUAUUUCUAUGUUUGUUCUAUUUUCAGUAACACUGCAGUGAGUGAUUUGGGA